AGAUAGUGUGAGAGAGAGAGAGAGUAAUAGUAAAUGUUUUGAUUUGUUUUGUGUAUUGAAUUCAAAAAAAACAUUUCAAACGAAAAAAAAACAUAAAAUAAAAUCACAAAACAUUACAAAAACAAUAACAACAAUAACAUCGACGACAACACCGACGACAACGACAACAAUGACAAUAAACUUCUUGUGUUGCGAUUGUCUAUCACCACAACAGGUGGACAUCAAUCAUAUAUCAAAGCCGCGAAAGUGUACCGAUUUGUUAUGUCUGGCCGUUUUCCUACUAUUUUGGGCACUAUUGAUAUUUAUAGCCGCCUUUGCCUUUGUUAUCGGCAGUCCGUCCCGUCUGAUUCACGGUUCGGAUUCGUUCGGCAACACCUGUGGCCACUUGAAUAGUCCGAUGUUAGACGAACCGCAACUGUCUGGUCUCGAUAUGACUGAUAAACCUUAUCUCUAUCAUUUGGAUCAAACCAAUCCACAGGAAUCGCUUAGAAUAUGUGUCCGCGAAUGUCCUCGUCGGCAACUGGACAACGUAGCCGAUAUCUACUUGUUUUAUAGACAAACCCAGUCGUCGCUGUGUCGAUAUGACUACAAUUUUACCACCACUACAGCCGAACCGUUUGACCAGCAGUUUGCCCGUAACGAUCAGGCAAUGGCCCGUUUCUCAAAUACUGGUCCCUGUCCUACAUCGCCGGUUCAUUCAACUCGACCAAUACUCUACCGAUGCGUACCCGAACUGGCCGUAACUCAGGGCCAAGCGUUUGGCCAUACAGUCUACGAAUUCAUAUCCAGUUACGUACCGUUCAAAAAGGUUAUCAGCGAUUUGGUUAACUCACACAAAGAGAUGUCUAUUGCCGUCGCGGUCUCAGUCGCGGCCGCUUUUCUAUCGGCAUUUGUCAUACAUUUUGUUGCCGGCAUUGCUUCGUGGCUUAUACUGACAUUGGUGUCCAUUGCGCUCAUCGCACUAACCGUAUUUAUGUGGUACGCCUACAUAGACAUUAGGCUUCACUUGAAUAAGCUAUCCGUCGACAAACAUCUGCCAUUCCUUCAGGAAGAUGCCGACAACGAACAGAUAGUCCUAUGGAUGGCCAUCAUUACCACUGGUGUAUCAGUUAUACUAUUGUUGAUAACCUGUGCACUCAGGACACGGGUACGAUUUGUUGUUGCCCUGUUCAAGGAGGCUGCCCACUGUAUCCGAUCGAUGCCAUUGAUACUGUUCCAACCCGUAUGGACACUACUAUCGCUUAUGAUAUUUAUGAUGUUCUGGUUGGCCGUCAUGUUGGCAUUGGCUACCGCCGAGUAUGCCCGACAAGAAAAACGUGAUUUGGUUGCACUGCGUAUAAGCGAUAGGCAAAUGGAACCGACCACUGCCCGAUUGGCCACAUUCACGCUGAUUGAUUACCGUGAUGCAUCCUGGAUACAAUAUAUGUGGUGGUAUCUGAUUAUUGCAUUCAUAUGGACUUCAGAGUUUAUAUUGUCGUGUCAGCAAAUGGUUAUUGCAGGCGCUGUCAGUCAAUGGUAUUUCAGUCGCGACCGAACCCAAGUCCACUGUCCAGUUGGUGUAGCCAUACGGCGACUGUUUCUCUAUCAUAUGGGAUCCAUAGCCAAGGGAUCGUUUUUGAUAACAAUGUUCAAACUGCCCCGUCUGGUGCUAACCUAUAUGCACAAAAAACUUCAAGGUUACGACAAUUGUGUGGCCCGGGGCUGCCUAUGGACAUGCAAUUGUAUACUGUGGCUGAUCGAAAGGUUUAUCAAAUAUCUGAAUCGUAACGCCUAUACGGUUAUCGCUAUCGAAGGACUGGACUUCUGUGCGUCGGCACAGAUAGCCUUCAAUGCCAUUGUUACCAAUGCCCUGCGUGUGGCCGCCAUCAACAGUGUCGGCGAUUUUGUACUGUUUUUGGGCAAAAUUAGUGUAGCGGCCAUUGCCGGCCUGACCGGCGCUUUGCUGAUGAAGGGUAAUCCAAUGCUACACUACUGGUCGGUACCGACUAUUGUCGUAGCCGUUGUCGGCUUCUGGAUCGCCCAUUCAAUACUGUCGGUCUACGAGAUGAUUAUCGAUGCAUUGUUUCUAUGUUUUUGUAUCGACUAUAACACUAACGAUGGGACACCAGGCAAGGAGUAUUACGCACCGGCAUCGCUGAUGGAGUUCCUAACCGGCGAGGAAGUGGACAAUGCACUCAAACCGAUGCGCUCGACUAUACGGUCCGAUUUGUAAAUUACCGGUACAUUACAUACCGUUCCUCACCGUAUGUUUAGUAUGUAUUGAACAGUACAUAAUUGAAACUAUAAUUACAAACAAACAAACAAAAUAUUGAUUUCAAUAUUUAUAUACUUAUAAUAAACGC
Messenger RNA from Oppia nitens, 2342 nucleotides. RefSeq names its product choline transporter-like 1 (gene Ctl1). Gene Ontology annotation, biological process: transmembrane transport. Gene Ontology annotation, molecular function: transmembrane transporter activity. The record is from RefSeq and is a predicted model, not a curated record. The transcript has 8 exons. The coding region runs from base 170 to 2212 and encodes 680 amino acids. Lineage: Eukaryota; Metazoa; Arthropoda; Arachnida; Sarcoptiformes; Oppiidae. Gene Ontology annotation, cellular component: membrane.